Cebus imitator (Panamanian white-faced capuchin) is the source of this 1132-nucleotide messenger RNA. RefSeq names its product CD58 molecule (gene CD58). Gene Ontology annotation, cellular component: cell surface. Lineage: Eukaryota; Metazoa; Chordata; Mammalia; Primates; Cebidae. The transcript has 6 exons. The record is from RefSeq and is a predicted model, not a curated record. Gene Ontology annotation, molecular function: signaling receptor binding. Bases 129 to 881 code for a protein of 250 amino acids.
GUUUUUCAUUAUAGAUAGUAUCCAGCUUAACAAUGGUUCAACCUAAGAUUUUUCAACUCUACAAUGAGUUUUUUGGGAUAUACUUCCAUAAUAAGUCAAGGAAAAUCUGUGUAUCCCAGUGAAGAUGUAUGCAAUACUAUAUUCAAAAGUUACUUGGAUUCUUUUUCUUUCUAACUGCCCUUCUUAAACAAGGUUUCAUCAGCUGUGGUUCCCAACGAGUUUAUGGCAUUGUACAUGAGAAGGUAACUUUCAGCAUAGCAAGCAAUGUGCCUUUAAACGAGAUCCUGUGGAAAAAACAGAAGGAUAAAGUUGCAGAAUGGGAAAAUUCUGAAUUAAGAGCUUUCUCACCUUUCACGAAUAGGAUUUCUUUAGACCCUGUGUCAGGUGACCUCACUAUCUUCAACUUAACAUCGUCAGAUGAAGACAAGUAUGAAAUGGAAUCGCCAAAUAUUACCGGCACCAAGACAUUCUCUCUUUAUGUGCUCGAGCAUCUUCCAUCUCCUAGACCAACUUGUGCAUUCACUAAUGGAAGCAUUGAAGUCCUUUGCAAGAUAUCGGAGCAUUAUAACAGCCAUCUAGAACUUAUAGAGUACUCAUGGGAUUGUCCUAUGGAGCAAUGCAAACAUAACUCAACCAAAAUAUAUUUUAAGCUGGAAGAUGAUAUUCCACAGACAAUACAGUGUACUGCUAGCAAUCCAUUAGUUAAUAAAACAUCAUCAAUCAUUUUGGAAACCUGUGUCCCAAGCAGGGGUCAUCCAAGGAACAGAUAUAUACUUAUAGCAGCACUAGCAGGAGUAAUUAUAGUUAUAAUAUGUAUUGUGCUAUAUGUGUUCGGUAUUCUGAAAUGUAACAGAAAGACAGACAGAAACAACUCCAGUUGAUUGGUAACAGAAGAUGAAGGCAAUGGCAUAAUAACUAAAUUAUUUUAAAAGCUAAAAGCCAUCGGAUUUUUUGAGUAUUACAACUCUUGAAGCAGCUGUUUUUUAAGAAGAAAUACCCACUAACAAAGAAGAAGCAUUAGUGUGACUCUUAUCAGUGUAUUAUAUGACUUGGUGCUUGCUUUUUUAUCAAAAGAUGGUUUUUACCGGUAACAUAAAAACUUUUGUAAAUAAAUGUAAAUAUGUACACAAGU